UUGAGCACAGCAACACAUCCGAAGUGCACCCGACUUUUUCCAGGAAUAAACAAGAAUAUUUCCCAUUCUCUUUAUACAAACACUCAAAUGAAAUGAUGACCGAAGAUACAAGGAACGUCACUGCUUUUUAAGUGCCCAUCCUGUUUGUUUGACUUGAUAUCUACGAUUCCAAGGAGUAAAUCGGACACAAAUAUAUAUGAAAAAAAGAAUGAUGUCCUGGCACUAGCAGUUGUGUACUGGACCGUCUGUGUGAGCUGGUGGACAGCUCUUGGUCUGGUGUGAGAGAGACAGAGUGAGGAAGUGUGUGGUGAUGAAGGCGGGACAGAAGAAUGCUGUGUGUAUCAUGUCUAGUCGAGAGCGAGGAGCACAAUGCCUCGGCUCCCACAGGAUCCUACAGCAGUUUGUGGAGGAAAAGACACAGCGCAUGACAUGGCAGAGUCAGAAAGUGGAGUUACCAGACAGUCCUCGCUCAACUUUUCUUUUGGCCUUCAGUCCUGACAGAUCUUUGAUGGCUUCCACCCAUGUGAACCACAACAUAUACAUCACAGAGGUUAAGACAGGGAGGUGCGUUCACUCUCUGGUGGGCCACCACCGUACGCCCUGGUGCCUGACCUUUCAUCCUAGCAUUCCUGGUCUCAUUGCCUCAGGAUGCCUGGAUGGAGAGGUCCGAAUCUGGGACCUGCAUGGUGGCAGUGAGAGCUGGUUCACAGAGAGUAACUCUGCGAUCGCAUCUCUUGCUUUCCAUCCUACGGCUCAGCUGCUGCUCAUUGCCACCAACAACGAACUGCACCUAUGGGACUGGAGUCGGAGAGAGCCCUUCGCUGUGGUGAAGACCGCUAGCGAGACUGAGCGAGUCAGGUUGGUGAGAUUUGACCCAUUGGGUCACUACCUUCUGACUGCCAUUGUAAACCCUUCAAAUCAGCAGAAUGAUGAUGAUCCUGAAAUUCCAAUGGAUAGUGUGGAGAUGCCACAUUAUCGUCAUCGUUCCUUCUUGCAGUCCCAGCCUUUAAGGCGCACACCCAUCUUGCACAAUUUCUUACAUAUCCUCACUUCACGUAACUCAGCUUCUCAGGCCAGAGGCACUCUCCCUGCUGCAACUGAAGAGGCCUCUGAUUCGUCAGGCCUCUCUUCUGGACCUUACCCUGGUUUGAGGGAUCGUUCCCAGCUGCCAUACCAUGGCUGUGUUCAGCCACUUGGAAUGGUGUGUUUCUGCAGCCGUUGCUCAGCAACACUGGCUCCAUCGCCACCUGAUGAUGACCCUUCAGACUCGGCCUCCCUUGAGGGACAAUCACAUGCAUCUACCUUUACUUCUGCACGCACAGAACCACGGUUGCCAACUGAGUCUCGUCCUGCUAAUCGGUCCUCAGCAUUCAGCUGCGUAUAUGGAGGCGGGAACAAUUUACGGAACACAUCUUCUAGCUCUGGGAGGAGGGGCGUGGCUGGAAUGGUACCCAACCCACCUUUCCGCCAGCAUCCGCUAAGCAGGCAAGGUGGAGGGCGUCUCCCUGGGGCAGAUUGGACGGGCAGUGUGCUUGAUGGACGAGGUCGUAGUAUGCCUCCUCCCAGAACCAGUGCUUCCUCCGUUGGUCUGCCCCCUACUCUGCGACAACACAGGACUUCCAAUCAAUCACCUGUUUACACCUCUGCUGGUCAUGGAUGUGGCUGUCCUCCACCAGGGACAGGGGUUCAUAACAGCAGCAGCUCAUUAGGGGCUAGUUCCAGCAGGCACCGCCCGCUGGGGGAAGAGAGGCACAGCAGCCCUGCUUCCAUUCGCAAUGAUCUGCAAUGUAAUCUUAACCGCUAUUUUGUGGAGUAUGAGCACAUGCAAGACCUUGCACAGCCUCUAGAGGGCGUUAAUAGGGAGAGCAGUAGUCAAGACCAGCAGGCUCAGGAAAUGCUGAAUAACAACAUGGAUCCAGAGCAGCCAGGCCCAUCUCAUUUCCAGCCAUCUAACAGUGGAGAAAACCCCUCUUACAGUCACUUGAACCGCUGUAGAGUCUGCCACAACCUCUUCACCUACAAUCAGGGUACUCGGCGUUGGGAGAGAACAGGUCAGCCGGCAUCUGGUGAGGGAAGCACAGCUUGGCAACCUACUAGUCCUGCCAUACACAGCUUGGCCUUAACCUCUCAGUCUGAUCUCCACCUCCCUGAACGCAGACACAUGGAGUCCAGCACAGGUGUCCCAGAACCUGGCAUACCCUUUUCCCGCAGCAUUGCUACUGGUCCGCAUCAGGAGCAUGCGGUUGGGCUGGUCUUCAACAAUGAAACUGGACAGUUGGAGCGUGUUUACAGGCAGUCUGCCACCUCUCACUCAACUAAUGUAUCACAAGAUGCCUUAAACCAGGAAAUGCCUGAAGACACACAAGAAGAUGAUUACCUACGCAGGAGGCUGAUGGAGUCGUCCCUGAUGUCUCUUUCCCGAUAUGACAUCUCUGGAUCAAGGGACCACCCCAUCUAUCCUGACCCAGCCAGGUUGUCUCCUGCAGCAUUUUAUGCACAGCGUAUGAUCCAGUAUCUGUCUCGGCGUGACAGCAUUCGGCAGCGAUCUCUCCGUCACCCCAGCAGACCCCGACCCUUCUCCUCUAAUCCAGACAACCUCUCCCUUGGCCCCGCCCCCAGCGUAGAGAACAACAAUGUUGACUUUGAAGAGUUUGAGGACAAUGGAAGCAGACACAGGGCUCCCCGUAAUGCACGUAUGUCUGCCCCCUCCCUCGGUCGCUUUGUCCCCAGGCGGUUCCUCUUGCCUGAGUUUUUGCCAUAUGCUGGAAUCUUCCAUGAGAGAGGGCAACCAGGCCUGGCAACACACUCAUCCGUCAAUAGAGUCCUUGCAGGUGCUGUAAUUGGGGACGGUCAAUCGGCAGUGGCUAGCAACAUCGCUAACACCACCUAUCGUCUGCAGUGGUGGGACUUCACCCAUUUCGACUUGCCCGAAAUCAGUAAUGCGUCUGUAAACGUGUUGGUGCCCAACUGUAAGAUCUACAAUGACGCGAGCUGUGACAUCUCAGCAGACGGACAACUGCUGGCUGUGUUCAUUCCAAGCAGUCAAAGGGGUUUCCCUGAUGAGGGGAUGUUGGCUGUGUACUCUCUUGCUCCACACAACCUGGGAGAGAUGCUCUACACCACGAGAUUUGGUCCAAAUGCCAUCUCUGUCAGCUUCUCUCCGAUGGGUCGUUAUGUCAUGGUAGGUCUGGCGUCUCGCCGUAUCCUGCUGCACCAGAUCAGUGAUCACAUGGUGGCACAGGUCUUCAGACUGCAGCAGCCCCACGGUGGAGAGACGUCCAUGAGGAGGGUGUUUGAUGUGGUGUAUCCAAUAGCCCCCGACCAGCGGAGGCACGUCAGUAUCAAUUCUGCUCGUUGGCUGCCAGAACCAGGGCUUGGACUUGCUUAUGGAACCAACAAAGGAGAUUUGGUUAUCUGCAGACCUGUUGAUGUGGAUUCAGAUGGCAGCAGUACUUCUGAACACUCUGAGACAAUGUUCACCAUCAAUAAUGGUGGAAGAGUAGGCACCAAUAGCAGCAGGGGUGGAGAAAGGGCACGUAGGACUGAUUGGCGGUCUCACAGAGAGUUGGGCCUGAUGAAUGCGAUUGGUCUCCAGCCACGACACCAGGCCCCCAUUGUUACAUCACAGGGAACGCAGACUCUACAGCAACAGAAUGCAGAGACGCAAACGGACUAUGACCUAGAGGAUGAACCGCAGCAGCCCAGCACUUCUCAGGAGUCACAGGUCAAUGAUGACUCCCUGAAUUUAGAGACUGUGCCAGAGGAUUCUGGGUCUGAGGUGGUACCAGAGACGCCGCCCCACAGUCGACCUCAGGAAGAUGAUGGGUCAGAUCCCACUGAAAACAGCACAGGUCAGGCUGAGUAUGUUUCUCCUAUCCAAAGGUUAAUGGCUGAGGGAGGGAUGACUGCAGUCGUCCAGCGGGAGCAGAGUACUACAAUGGCUUCCAUGGGCAGCUUUGGCAACAACAUUAUUGUCAGUCACCAUUUCCACUGUGGCUCCCAAACAGGAGUGGAUGCACAGAACUGUACCCAUUCGUGCACUGCCCCUGGACCCUCCUCUGGUGCCUCUGUGACUUUGGCUGAAGCUGCAGGUUCUUGCUCCCAUGCCCUUCAAAACACACUGGGGCUUCAUACCAACUCAGCUCAGGGCACCUCUGCAGACAUAGACAUUGAGGAGAGACUUCACACUUCCCUCCUUUCACAGGAGUUUUCCCCUCUUUUCUCAUCUGCUGUAGACACAAAUGGACCAUCCACUUCCAUGGAAACAGACAGUGUCUUGGAGGGGGAGGGGCUCCAAGAUCUUGCAUCCCUCUCUCCAUCUUUACUCUCUUCCUCACCCUCUCUUUCUUCAGUGAAUAACAAUAACUACACCAGCAGAGAUGGUAACUACCACGGAGAUGAGUAUGGGCGGUAACAGGGCCAAACCUCAUUACAAUCUAGAACAGAGACUUUCACACAAUAGAAACUUCAUAAAAUAUUUGCACUUGACCCUUGCGUUCGCCUCUCUUCUCACCAUCAAAAUUGAUAUAGUGCAUCUGCUUUGAUGAAUAAUGAAAAAGAAAUUGGAUGAAGUGUUAAUGUUUCCUGCUCAGUAGCUCAAAACAGCCAUUCAAUGUUCUACUGGAAUCACCCUUGCUAAAGGGCUCUAUGAUGUCUGCACUGAUCUACAUUUGCCUGUUUACCCUUAUGGUAAAAGUGUGCACAUCUAGAGUGUGUUCAGAAUAAGGUGCAUUUUUAUGUAGAUGGCAGAAAGUCAGCAGGGUAAUGUAGCAGGUAAAAGUCUGCAGCAAAAAGAGGAAACCUCCGUUAAACUGAAGUCAUGUCUUAUGCUUAUUUGUAAAGGUGAUGUUUUGCUCCUCAAAAUUCCAGAUGCUUUUGGAAUAUGCUGCCCUUAUCAGACAAGUAAUCCUGUCUCAGACUGUCCUCUAGAAAUCAAGGUUACAUUCAGAACUAUUUGGUUACAUUACCUUUGGUUAUUUAAAUCAGUGGUGUUGAUGAAAGACCACUUUUUGAAGGCAAUGGGUAAAAGUUUUUUUGGUUUUGUUUUGUAUGAUAAAGUUUAAAAUCCAUAUCCUGUUUUUCUCUGAGUUGGAUUUUUUAGACUUAUAAGAGAGAAAUUAUACAGAGAGUUAUAUACAGUAAGAGUGUAUUUCUAUUAUGUUUUAUAUAGAGUUCAUUCUGUGAGAUUAAGGGUGGUGCUGGUCUGCAACCUCACAAAGUCAUCAACUACCUUUAAUGUUGAAGUCAGUCUCUUCUACACUCAUUGUUGCCACAGAAACUCCACAAGUUUCUUGCUUUGCCCCAGACUAAAAAAAAGAUAGACGGCUUUGAAGCAGGCAAAUGUUCCUUCAGUUUCCUAAUUUAUAAAAAACUGUUACAGUAAUUGGUCUUCAGAAGUACCAGCACACAAUGUGAGAAACCUUGGGCUUGAGACAUGGGCUCAGCAGGGAAAAACAACAAAGUCUGACUGAUGUGUCUAUGUGUACAUGUGGAUAUGAGAGAGACACUAACCCAGUUCUGUUAGGUAGUUUUUAAAAGCCUAUUGAAAGUUAAGCAGACUCCUGACAACUUUUGUGCUGCAUCCUUCCCUUUUAUUUCUCAUGUAGUGCUCCGGUUCCUAUCUGCUCUCUCAGAAAACCGUUCUGAGGUGCUGUGUGUUCAGUGAGUCCAUAGCAGUCAGCCUUUUGAAUUUCAGAAAUUAAGGCACAUUUAGGAUGAAGGAGUUGUCCACAAACCAAACUCUAACUAGAUAAACUAAAAGAGUAAAUAAGAUUAAAAUCCCUGAUCUGUUUAAGGGUACUUUCUGUGGAUAUGUGACCUUGGGGAGAGCCUAAAUGAUAGGAUGUUUCAGUGUAGAACUGCUGGCAAGUGAUCUCAUGGACGUCUGUGAAUUUGUUUGUGAGAUUUUAUUCUGUAUUUUCAGCUUAACAUGCAUAAUUUUCUUCGAUUACUUGGCGAGGCUCUCUUUUCUGUUGUUUUGUUUUAGCAAACCACUUUAUCCUGUAAAUUAAUGUCUGGCAGUGUCCUGAAUCAAGUCAAGAAUGAAUCAAGAAUUGGAGCAUGACACUCCUCAUUGGUAAACAGUUUAACCUCUGCUUUAGAUGUCAGCUCACUGGCCCCUCCUACAUCAAGUUACAUUUUAGUUCUCUUUCUGCAUUUGGUGUGUGGAGGACUGAUUAAAAAAAAUUACAGCAACUGUUUUUGUCAUGUGCACUCUGACGGUUUAUGUACUGAACAUUUGAAAGGGACUUUUUUUAUUUUUUGUCCGGUUUUUCUUUUGGUUUUAGUAAAACUAUGUUAUUAAGAAAUAAUUUCUAUUUUAAUGGAGAUAUUGGAGGCCAAAAAUGUAUCUGAAACUGAACACUGGGAAAACACAAUCCUGUAUGUGAUUUAAAAGGAAUAAAAUGAUG
Messenger RNA from Xyrauchen texanus (razorback sucker), 6410 nucleotides. It is a transcript of the gene ambra1a, whose product is annotated as autophagy/beclin-1 regulator 1a. The record is from RefSeq and is a predicted model, not a curated record. NCBI's taxonomy places the organism in Eukaryota, Metazoa, Chordata, Actinopteri, Cypriniformes, Catostomidae. Gene Ontology annotation, molecular function: protein binding. Gene Ontology annotation, biological process: autophagy. The coding region runs from base 311 to 4414 and encodes 1367 amino acids. Gene Ontology annotation, cellular component: intracellular membrane-bounded organelle. The transcript has 19 exons.